CAACGAGUCUGGUCGUUAAAGGUCGACUGGGAUGAGUCCCUCCCAGCGGAUGUGCAUUCCGAGUGGGACCGAUAUUACACGCAACUGUCAUUGCUUAAUGAGAUUCGGUUCCCACGCAAGACCAUUAUAAAAUCAGCUAUUGAGAUCGAGCUCCACGGCUUCUGCGACGCCAGCGAAAAGGCGUACGGAGCCUGUGUCUAUCUAAGAUCUCUCGAUCCUCACGGACGUAUCCAGACAUGCUUACUCACGGCGAAGUCGAAGGUAGCUCCGCUCAAAUCGCAGACCAUUCCACGACUUGAGCUGAGCGGCGCCCUUCUACUAACAUCUUUAAUUACAACCACACAACAAGCAUUACAAGUUGAAAUAACUCGCAAGGUUUACUGGACGGAUUCCACGAUUGUUCUCCACUGGAUCAACGCGUCUUCACAUACCAUGAAGACCUUCGUCGCAAAUCGAGUCGCGGAGAUCCAGAAUAAAACAAGCGUCACCGAUUGGCGUCAUGUCCCCACCAGCGACAAUCCUGCGGACCUCAUCUUUCGGGGACAAUCACCCGAAGACUUCCUGCGACAUACCAUUUGGCAAACUGGACCACGAUGGCUGCAGCAAUCAGAAGAAUGUUGGCCUAUGUGGAGUCCAACACCUCUGGCCAACUUACCAGAAAGGAAAGCAGCAACUUGCCUCGCCACAGCUCCUGUCAACAACAGUCUAUUAGACAGGUUUUCAUCAUGGCCAAGGUUGAUCCGCAUUGCUGCUCGCUGUCUUCGUUGGAAACGAAAACAAGAUCGAUCGUUGCCACUCACCAUACAAGAACUACAGGUUUCCCACGACAAACUCAUCCAGCUUCUACAACACAUCCACUUCUCAGAUGAGAUAGCAACGCUCCGGAAAAAUCGAAACCUGCCGGUCGGUGGAAAACUCCAGCGACUUAAUCCAUUCCUAGAUAAGGCAGGAAUAUUGCGCGUCGGCGGCCGACUGAGUCAAGCACCGAUGACCUUCGCGCAAAAACACCCGAUCAUACUGCCCAAGGCUCCUACCACAUCGCGUAUAAUCGAGAACGAGCAUAAGGUCAGUAUGCAUGCAGGUGCACAGGCCACAUUAUACGCAGUGAAGCGACGCUACUGGCCCAUCGAUGGCAGAAGUCAAGUAUGGCGCACGAUCAAGGGUUGCGUCCGCUGUUGUCGUGCUCAUCCACCACCGGUAGACUAUAUCAUGGGUAACCUGCCGGAGGCUCGAGUAACGGAAUCCCGACCAUUCGCAAACGUCGGUGCCGACUAUUGUGGUCCAUUUCAUAUUAAGGAGAAGCGAGAUCGUAACCGUCGCCGGGACAAGGUAUACGUGGCCAUCUUCGUAUGCCUAGCAGUUAAGGCGGUGCACAUCGAACUCGUCGGCGAUCUCACGAGCGAAGCUUUCAUCGCCGCUCUUCAGCGAUUCAUCGCACGGCGAGGGUUUUGUUCGACGAUCCACUCCGACAAUGGCACAAACUUCAUCGGCGCCAACAACGAACUAAGGGAGCUCCACGAGCUACUAAAAUCGGAUGACCACAACGAGAAGGUCACGACAUUCCUGGCCAACAAGCAAAUCGAAUGGCGCUUCAUACCCCCUCAUUCUCCGCAUUUCGGUGGGUUAUGGGAGGCAGCAGUGAAGUCUUCCAAACAUCACUUUCGACGCGUCGUUGGAAAUGAACUGCUUACCUUCGAACGAUUCAACACUCUGACCAUCGAAAUAGAAGCAGUCCUCAACUCCCGACUAUUAACACCCAUAUCCACUGACCCCAAUGAUCUCCUCGUCCUCACUCCGGGCCAUUUUCUCAUUGGCGAGUCAUUGAUGAGUUUGCGUGGGCGAGAUUUCAGAGACACUCAAUCCAACCGACUCUCCAGAUGGCAACACAUACAAAAAAUUAAGCAACAUUUCUGGAAACGUUGGCACAAGGAGUAUCUCAGUGAAAUGAACAAUCGCAACAAAUGGACCAAGGGUGGACACCACAUACAAGAAGGCACAAUCGUCCUCCUCAGAGAAGACAACGUACCCCCUAUGCAAUGGCCCUUGGGCCGUGUAAUCAAGGUCCACCCCGGAGCUGACGGCAUCAUACGCACCGCCACUGUGAAGACAUCAUCGAGCCUCCUGGACCGCGGCGUCAAACGGCUGGCCCCCUGCCAUGUCAAGCCGCCCCAGACAAAUCCGGACAAUCACAGAUAGCGAAGGUGGUGGAUAGCACACCCAUCUAAUCCACAUACGUAAUUUGAUCGGUGCCCUCUCAACGGGGGGAGGAUGUUACGUCGCGUAGGACAUCUACACGCCAUCCCUCGCUACCUGGCAGCCAACGGUCAACCAACAGCCUUCCCGAUUCUCAAUAGACCCAGAAC
Bombus pyrosoma is the source of this 2363-nucleotide messenger RNA. RefSeq lists its product as uncharacterized. The transcript has a single exon. The record is from RefSeq and is a predicted model, not a curated record. NCBI's taxonomy places the organism in Eukaryota, Metazoa, Arthropoda, Insecta, Hymenoptera, Apidae. Gene Ontology annotation, molecular function: nucleic acid binding. Gene Ontology annotation, biological process: DNA integration. The coding region runs from base 433 to 2196 and encodes 587 amino acids.